Molecule: messenger RNA, 1356 nt
Organism: Aspergillus mulundensis
Lineage: Eukaryota; Fungi; Ascomycota; Eurotiomycetes; Eurotiales; Aspergillaceae
Product: putative DNA repair protein rad9
Exons: 7
Coding region: 1-1356 (451 amino acids)
Biological process (GO): DNA repair; mitotic intra-S DNA damage checkpoint signaling; cellular response to ionizing radiation
Cellular component (GO): checkpoint clamp complex
Source: RefSeq, a predicted model, not a curated record
AUGACCACUCUAUCCUUCUCCCUCCUCCCGGAGGCUCUAUCCCAACUACACGGUGCCCUGGUAUGCCUAUCAAAAUACAGUGACACCGUCGGCUUCGAAGCCGAGUAUGACCUGCUCCGUCUGAGCGCGCUCAACACAAGCAAAACCGCAUACUCGUCUUUCGUGUUUCAAGCAGAGAACUUCUUUGAGGCGUACCAGUUUGGCAUAAGCAAUAAUGUCGGUUCUCGGAAGUUUAACUGCGAAGUGUACUUAAAAGCGCUACUCUCUGUUUUCGUUGGGAGGACAAGUCGGCGAGACAAAGACACCGCAGUUGAACGCUGCGAGUUCGAGGUCCAUGAGGAUCCCGACGAGACUGAAUGCCGGCUUGUCAUCCGCAUGAUAUGCGGACUUGGUGUGAUCAAAUCCUACAAGCUCACCUACGAGUCUACGACAGUCCAGCAUGCAGUCUUUGACCGAACAUUGGCGACAAAUGAAUGGACUAUUGAGCCGAUCUUCUUGAAAGAGAUAGCAGCGCAUUUUAGCCCGUCGGCGGAGCAGCUGGACAUCUAUUCGGAGAAUACGAAGGUGAUUUUCACUAGCUUUACAACUAAGAUCACAGCUGGAAAGGACACCCUCCGACAACCGGUCCACACAUCCGUCGCCAUCGACAAAACAGACUUCGACAACUACCUCGCGGACGACGGCGUCCACCUCGCCAUCAGCCUAAAGGACUUCAAAGCGGUGAUACCACACGCAGAAACAGCCGGUGUCCUCAUAACCGCGCGAUAUACGCGACCAUGCCGGCCGCUGCAACUCGCAUACGACUUUGAUGGCAUCAGAACGGAAUUCACUCUUAUGACGACCGGCGAAGCAGGACCGGAGGAUCUACCCAGUUCGUCGAGGCCUGUACGCGAGCUUUCGGCGAGGCAAACUCCUGCUCCUCGGACUGUGCCUGUACGUGCACCGAGUCGAGCAAGUAACAGCAACGGGACCUCAGCUAGCACGAGACAAACUGCUCCUCCGCGUGGCAGGCCUAUCCGCCCUCUCACGGGCACAUCCACACGGGGCACACAACAGAGCACACAGGCUACAGCUGAGACACAACCAGCGCCGUCUAUGAAGUUUGACAGUCUGUUUGUCCCGGCGGAUGAUGAUAGGCAGUGGGAUGUCGCUGAAGAGGACGAGGCCGAGGCGGAGGAUAUGCUCGGCUGGGAUGCGACUGCUGAUCCGGGUAAUCCCGAGAGUUUCGGACCGACGUUGCGGGAUAUCGAACCCAACGUAGGUAACGAUAACCAGAUGGACCUGGGCGGCGAUGAGACGGGGAUCCCGCCGACGCAACGGAUGUCACAGCUUCAUGGACUCGGACUCUUCGACUGA